AUGGAAACCACGUCUACACCGCCUUUGGAUAAUACAACUCCGCCCCAAGCCUCUCAUGGACAUCUCCAUACCGGCCGACGCCUAAGAAAAUUACUCAGGCCGAACGGAAGAAGAGUACACAUCGCUGGUACACCAGAAGAGCAUGUUCAUCUUACGCGUACUCUACCCAACAUUGAGCCAGACGACAACUUCGAUUGCUACCUCCAGGGUUCGACGGAACACCUCGAAGCAGUGAGAGAGAUCCACGCAUUUCAUGAGAAUCGGAGUCAUGAUCUUCGCACUCAACAUGGCUCGAUUUAUGAUGAAUUCGAGCUCGUCAGAUCAGAGCUUGAUACAUUGGCAGACGAACUUCUGCAUCUGAGUAACCAUGGUGUGGCCCUCAACGCCAAUUUCUCGAAAUUCGGCUAUGACGCCCAUAUCAGAACAAAAGAUUCAGACUCUUCCACCAGCUCUCUAAGCGGUGACCAGUCUUCUUCUCAUCGUGACUGGGAAGCCGAGCGGCGGAAAGGCCAGGCUUUGAAGUUCUGGAAAAAGCCAAUAGUACGCCAGUAUUGGCACAGAGGCCUUCUCUGGCGAGCGUCCGAAGUCGAAGAGGUAGCUUCUUUCGAGCUUUUCGUCGAUCUGCUUUACGUUGGAAUUAUCUCUGUCAUAGGGGACACUGCCGCAGAGAACGCAACAGGCUUUAACUUGCUCAAGUUCACUAUCACGUUCGCCCUGGCGUUCAAGAUGUGGACCGACCUUACUCUGCUAAUAUCCUGGUUUGAGACAAGUCGGUGA
Letharia lupina is the source of this 777-nucleotide messenger RNA. RefSeq lists its product as uncharacterized. The transcript is spliced from 4 exons. Bases 1 to 777 code for a protein of 258 amino acids. NCBI's taxonomy places the organism in Eukaryota, Fungi, Ascomycota, Lecanoromycetes, Lecanorales, Parmeliaceae. The record is from RefSeq and is a predicted model, not a curated record.